AAAAAAAAAAAAAAAAAAAAGCACUCUGUAGAGCUGGGCUGCAGCAGCCCAUAUGAGAUGAAGGAGAGCUGGUCACACGUAUCCCCAUGUCCCCACAUCUCCCAGGAAGCCAGGGCUGGGACACACUUGGGGCUCACCCAGGGCGUAUCUGAGGGUUUCAGUGGCGUAACAAGGAUUGCCAAAGCCCAACCUCUGGGAGCGAUCACCUUUCACACAGUACUUCAAGGGGGAGCAUGGAAAGCAAACAGAAACCCACAGUUUUCUUCAUCUGAUCCUGCCUAUCCCUCCUCAGAGCUGCAGCCAGGCGUUGUUUGUGUGAUGAGACCUGCACUGCCACCAGACAUGCCAUGAUGCUGAAGAGAAGCAGCUCCACCUAGGCAAGCACUGCUGUUAAUGCAGAGCCCAUAUGUGCUGCUACACUGCCAGCUCACCCACCAACCACCCACCAUCAAUAACUGACCGUCAGUCAUUGACCAUCGAUCGCUGACUACCAAAUAUUGACCAUCAACAGCUGACUAUCGACCACUAACCAUUGACCAUCAACCACGGAUCAUUAAACAUUGACCAUCAAUCACUGACUAUCAGCCAUUGACUGUUGCCUGCUGACAAUUGAUCAUCAACCACUGACCAUUGAUCACUGACCGCUGACUGUCAGCUAUUGAUGUUGAAUAUUGACCAUGGACCAAUGACUGCUGAUCACGGACCAUCAACCAUGGGACCAUGGACCAUCGCCCCAUCCAGCUGGGCACCAGCCUCGGCAUCACCCGGUUCAAAUUGCAGCUGGGUUUCAAGCUGCAUUGAGGUCCUAAAUCCUGGAGCCAGUUGGAGUCUGGUUUCCAAGUUUUCCUUUCACUGAAGCAAAACAGCACCUUCAAAAUCUCCAAUGUUCAUUUUCUUUCCCAAAGAGGUUAGCAGCCUUAGCAGUUGCCACUUGCAAAGUCAUACUGAGAGCAAUGGGAGGGAAACAAAACUGAACCUCAAUAAGACAGUCCCAGGUGAGAAAGGACCCUCUGUGAGCUCUGAAAUUGAUCAAUUACAGUGGUGCAAGGCAAAGUGGGGCUUUGUGGAGCCCUGGACAUGUCUGGAUUAGCCCCAUAGAAAUCUGUUUUAGCAGCUGGUGGUGAAUGUGGGUUUCCCUGCAGGAGACAGCAGAGAGACGUUCACCUGUGCUCAUUUUGAAAGCUGCUCAUUAGUCCUCAUCAAAGAUAAUUACGCAUCAAAUCAGAAUCAGAUGUCCAGCAGAAUUUUGAACAAACAUGAUAAAGUGGGUCCCCAUUUGUUUACCCAGGGGGAGGAGGGGAUCCUGGCUGCUGAGAUGCUGGCACCUGGAGGAGUUUCUGCCCACCCUGCUUCCCCCUUCCGUGAAAGUACUUGUUUUUUUCAGGAGAAAAUGCAUCCAAAAUGGAAUCGAGAGCAUGGCAAUAACUUUUGGGGCUGGUGAGGAAAUGGGCAGGAAAUGAGGGGAAAUGGGCAACGAGCUGCAUGAGGAGGGCAGCUCCACCUUGGCAGGUUGCUGCCGCUGUGCGCUACCUUCCCAGAUAUUACUCUAAUGCUUUCUUUCAGCUUGCAGAUAAAUGGGCCUCUUCAGAAGGCAUUAAGCCCGCUCUGUUCCAACAUUUUCUUUAAGAGAGCAGAGGAGAAGUUUGGAUUACGCUGAGCUUCUGAAUUCAGCUUUUAUGGGUGAGCUGUGAGGGGUUUCCUUCCAAGACAAAAUAGGGCCAGUGUGCUUUUUUCUCCUUUCCUUCUGAAUGAUGACGGAAGCCGCGCUGCCCCUUCACCUCCUGCAUUUUCCUCCCCUCUCCUGAUUCCCUAUAGGCUACAUGGCACCACCAAUGUAAUGCUUAAGGAGAGGAUCAAUGCUGCAACUGUGCAGUGCCAGAAAGCCCCGCACCACAGGCAGGUCCAACCCUUGUUGAGACAAUGAUCCGUGUUCCGAUUUUGAAAUUCCUGGGUGGGAUCCUUCUCUGGCUUCAGAGCAGCAGCUGUGAGCACUGAAUCACAGCAGAAAUAGGGAGAAGCAUCUAGUGGGAGCAGCACUGGGUGGGAGCAGCAAAGUGAGACCCAGAGACUGCUGGGCUGAGGAAAUGGCAAUGUAAUAAUGGUGCAGGGGAGGUGGAACUGGAGGAAGGACAAGAAUGAGCCGAAUCUGGGAAGAAUUACGUGCAAGGAGCAACUGCGCUGAGAAGACCUCAGAAGGCUGGUUGAAGCCACCUCCUCCCAGCCUAAAUUACCCAGUGAUUCAGCCACUGGGGAUGGUGCAAGCCCAGCAAGCUCCACGUGGGCAAGCAGGGUUAGUCACUGCUCACCUCUUCCCAGACAAGGGACGGGUGACAGCGGGUGACACGGCGUCAGCGGGGACAGCCUGAGGGAGGUGGCUCAUGGCGGCUCUCAACCACAGGGACGCAUUGGCUGCAGAGCCCCAGGGCUGCAUGGGGGCAAUUAGUGGAAGAUAAAUUAAAAGACACUAUCUGUGGCUCUUGGGAGUCCCUGAUUGGCAAUCUGCUGGAGGGGAGCAGUGCUGGAGGCUUGUACUGGCCUUGUGCUCUGCCCUAAGCAUCCACAGUGGGGCUUGUCCAGCCUGGGUGGGCAGGAGGAGAUGGUGUUCUGUGGGCUCUGAGACACUUGGGGUCCUUGGGAUGCAUCCAUGAGGUCCUUAGGGAUGUGUCCGUGGAGACUCGGGGUUUGCAUAAGUGGGAUCCUUGGGAUAUGUCCAUGGGGAAUGCAGCAGAUGGGGUCCCCAACCUGAGAUGUGCAGAUACAUCCUGGAGAGGUGCACAGGGAUGUCCAGUCCUAUCGCUGGGACAAGCUCAACAUGCAGGACUUGUAGCACUGCCCCUUGUCCCCAGCUGGGCUCAUAAUUCUGGAGAGGGGACGUCCCGGCUGAGGGAUGGAGUUCAAAAAACAAACAGCCGUAGGGAUCCGCAGCCCCGCGGUGGGGACCGAGCCCCCUCGUGUCCCCAGACCCCAUCAGAUUAUCCCGUGGGUGCCAUCCCGAGAUCGUGCAGCCGCAGCUCCGCGCAGUCGGGAUCGGUGCUACGCCGGGCGGGCGCUAGGGGGGGAUGGCAGCACGCAGAGCGACCGCAGGCUGCGAGCAGCAGGAGGAUGAGGAAGAGAAGGAAGGCUGAAUAGGCUCCAGGCACAAGCCGGGGGUGAGGGCAGGAAUGGGAACUAUCUUCUGCAUAUUAAGCACAUCCCAGCUCCUCACCCAGGAGCAAAAAGAGGAGCAUAUUUUACCCUACAAUAUAGCCAAAACUGCAGAUCCCAAACCGAGGUUCACCUGGGGUGGCAGAACCCCACUAUUGCCCAUUGUGCAGUGAAGGCAGCGGGUCGGACACUGGAUCCCACCCACACUGGCACUAAGACUGUCAUCAACCAGGAGCAUUGCACAGCCAAUGAGUUCCACAUUGAUCACCAACAUUAAUUAUAUUUUGCAAUUUCAGACAAAAAACAUUGCCCACUGGGAUUCCCAUCCCAGCAUCUUUCCAUGCCACAGCAUAUUCCCCCCGUGUGGCUGCAGAGCCCAGCAGGACGAGCCAUUGCUGCAGCAGUUCAACUGGCUGGAGACUCCUGGUCUCACCACCACCAAGAACAUCAUUUUGGGAACCACCAGCACUUCAGCUCCACCCUGUGCACACACCCCUGUACAUGUUCACUGCACGACUACAUGAGAGCCCCAGCUUAGGCACAGAGGAUGAACCCUACAGCACUCUAUAUGAAGGAGUUUAGUUUCCAGCUCUGAGUGUCACUCUAUAUGAAGGAGUUUAGUUUCCAGCUCUGAGUGUAAAUCUCUCUCUAAUCAUUUGAUCCCAACCUGCUUCCCCAAUCGUCAUCAUACAUUGCCUCCAUUGUACCCCCAGUGCGUGGCUGCCCUGGGCUGGUUCCUGCAGGAUGCACAAGGAACCGCACUCAGCCAUCCUGCCACCAAAUUCCCAGAUGUCCCUUUCCCAUCCCAGUGCACUGACUGCACAAUCCUGGCAGCAUCUGUGGAGGAUUAGAGCCUCCCUAAUUUCCAGUCUCCAUUUAUUCCUGUGCAGUUCCAAUCCCAUUUGUUCUGGUGCCAACAUUGUCUCCCGGCGCACACAGCUCGUCUCCCUUCCUGGUGCUGCCCCUUGAUGUAUUAAUAGCGGGCAGCUCCCUGCCCAGCCUUUGUUCCCCACGCACAUGGCAGAGGGGGAUGUGGCUUUUCAGAAGAAGCUCAGGGACAAAAAAACCCAUUCAACAAAUCCUCAUGCUCAGUGGCAUUGCCAUGAUGAAAUAUCCAAAAAACGGCACGGGGAGCUGCUUCCUAUCAGACCCAAGCAGAAAAUGAGCUUUUUGCCUCUCCUGCAAACUGUUCCCACUCUUCCCAGAAGGAUGAUAUUUUUGAAGCUUGCAGGAAACAAGGUUUUGGCAAUGCCUGAGAAGUGAUGGGAGGGGCGGGUGGGGGCUCCCUGGAUGCUUGGCGUGACUGGAGUGGUCUGAAACUGGGAGCUGUGGGCUGGGGUUAAGCUCUGGCGAGCUGGGAAGGGCAGGGGCAAGGGGUGACAACAAGAACCCCAAACUAAGGUGAGCAUCAAGAAGCAGCUCUGGAACUCCCUUCUGCACCCAAAGCUGGGAUGCCGAUGUCAGCAGCUCGCUUGGUGCACAUAUAGCCAUAUUCAGGUGGUUGCUUCAUUUUGCUUUUCUCCCCUUUUUUUAAAGCACAAAAUCACUCCAAAUCUCAUUGUCCAUCUCCCCAGAUUCACACUCACAGUAGAAGUGGUAGCUCAGAGCCUCCAGCGGUGUCAGUACCUUCACAUGGGGACACAGGGCAGUGCCAGGGAGCCCCUGGCAGGAGUCUCAACCACAGCGAUCCCAACCUGGAUUUAAACACAUGGCCUUCAUCACACUUCUUCAUAAGCUAACUUAAGGCAUCCCCACUCUGCCCCAGCAAGUGAUGGCCUUUCCAUGAUUUUGGGUUUGCUUUGUUCCCACUGCAAACACAUGCAGGCUGAAACCCCCAGCACCCAGGGGCAUUUCCAAGUGUAGCAGGGAACCAUAGAAUCAAGGUCAGAAAAGAUCUGUAAGAUCUCUGGGUCUAGCCAUACAUCCAUUGCCACCAUGCCCAUUGACCAUGUGCCCCCAUGCCACCUCCUGCAGCCUUUGCUGCUGCCAAACCCAGUGUGGGGGCUCCUGCUGCUCACCAUGCCCAGGUGUUCCCAGGCUGCCUGCUCCUCCCAGUCCAAUUACAACACCCAGCCUCUGCUCCAGGUGCUCGUUAGCCAGAUGCUAACGAAGGAGGCUGUCCAAUGCCCUGAAGAAGUGCUAUUACCAUCGAGUGCAGAGGGAAAUCAAAGCACGUGACUUGCCAAGGUGUCCAGCUCCUGCGGGCUGGGGAUGGGUAGCAGUGUCACAGCUCUCCCAUUGGCCGCAGGGAUGGGUCACAGACCCCAAUGCCAGCACCACAUAGGGCUUAGAGCAAAGGGCUGCCUCACCAGCUGAGGUCCUCAUUGCAUGCCUCACCAGCACCAGCUUGUUGGUGUCACCCCCAGCAGCAUCACCCCACUUUUACCAGUGACCACGCACCAGUGUGGGCAGCGCUUCCCUGCUGCAAACUCAGCCACGAUGCCUGUCCCCAAGCUGCCAGCAAGCCGCUGAUUUGUGCAACAAGCCACUGCAUUCUCACUCCGCAAACACCUUCCCUUAAUUACUUUCAUUCAAUAACAGGUCCUCCCGGAGCUGCUGCUCCCUGCGGAUGGGGACUGCCCUCGCAACAGCUGAUAAACCCCCACAAUACGGCCCUGGCGUCGUGGCUCCCCAGCAGCCACGUGUCCUCGCAUGCACGGUGACUGCAUGCUAAAAACAUUCCGCACUUUUUCACCGAUUAAAAUUUUCCGGGAGAGAAUCAGAACCACAGCCCACACCCUAUCGGCUGGGCCAGAGGUUUCCCCUCACUCCCCGCAGCCCUGCCAGGAAAAUAAAGAAUACAGAAAAGCAUUUCUGCUGGCUUGAGUCAUUUUGAAAGCCUGGCUGCAGCAUCAUUUUUUUAACAAUAACUCAUUCUGUGCUGCACCCAGAACUUUGGACUUGCAGGGAUGAGAUGCAUGGAUGCUCGCAGCUGCAUGCCAGGCCCAUGAUUUGGUUGCACCAAAUCAGUAUCUUCUGUGACCAGUUUUGCUCCAGUGGUGGCAGGAGAAGUGAGGCUGCAGACAGUGUUUACCCAGCAAAGGGAUCACACUGGCGAGACAGGAGCCUCUGCCAAAGCCACAGCCAAACUGAUAAGAAGGAGAUGCAAUCAGGUGUUUCUUCUCAUUAACAUUAAUUGCUGUUUGCGUGCUCUCAGGACUCUGUCCUAGACUGGACCCUGUGCAAAUGGAGCAAGCAGAGAUACCUGUGAAAAAGUGCAUUUAACCUGGAGAUAUCAAUGCUUUUCUUCUCCUUUCCUUUUCACCCUGCUGAGAACAAUGGAGGCAAGGUUUGCAGAGGGAGGUAAUAUCUUUUUUUAGCCCAACUGAAAUAAUUAGGAGAAAAACAGGCAGGCUGCAGGGUACAUGAGCCCUUCAGCAGGCCUGAAAUAGAAGCAGAAGUCUGCAGAGCUGAAUACCAACAGAGAACAAUAGCUGGAGCGUGACUAGUAGUGUUAACCAGUUCUGCCACCAAGGACCACUUUCCAGCUGUUUCCCUUGGGCACUGCCAAAACCCAUCGUCCUGAGGACAUUGUGCUGCCAGGAGCCAGCACUGCUCCAAGGAACGGUGCCAGUCCACAGAGCCCCAGGAUGUGCACCAGGGCUUUGAAAAGCUCAGGGCGCAGACGGUACCUGACUGGGCAUCACUCUGCACUCUGCACCCCAUCCUGCUGCUCCCGGGGCAUUGCUGCUCUAACCUGCACCCUGCCUGACCCUCAUGAGUGACCACUUCCAGGGGUCCCAUCCCUGCACGGGAGUGUGGCCUGAACGCUGGGGACUCAGCCUGACCUAUUCGACAUCACAGUUCUUUGCCCCAGACCAGGGGCUCCAGGUUCACAUCCCACCACUGGGUACUCUGUCUCACCCCUAUGGUCCACGUCCCACCUCCACGGCACAUUUCCCACCUUGCAGACCUUGUCCCACCUCCACGGUCCAUAUCCCACUCUCCAGAUCCUGUCCUACCCCUAUGGUGUAUGUCCCAUUCUCUAGACCCUGUCCCAUCUCUCUGGUCCAUGUACCACUCUCGAGACCUUGUCCCAUACCUGUGGUCCAUAUAACAUCCUGCAGACCCUGCCCCAUUCCACGCAUCCUUUCCCUUGAGCCCUUGCACUCUAUGUGACCCCAGAACCACGUCCCAUUCCCCUGACCGACUCCGGUCCCUCCAUCCCGACGUCUCCCACCCCACUCCCACCGCGGGCGCGGCCUCACGGAGCUGCGGAGCCGGGGCUGGGCCAGGCGGGGGCCGGGCCAGGCGAGGCGGCGGCGGGGCCGGGGCCGGAGGAGGGGGAUCCCCGCCUCCCUGGGGCCGCGCUCGCAGCUUCGGAGCUGCCGGAAACCCGGCGCUGCCGCUCGGCCGGUGCUGCCGCUCCUCGGCGUGAAGUUGGUGCGGAGGCAGAGCACGGCCCGGCCCGGCAUGUCCCCCCGCCCGGCUGCGGGACGCCGGCGGCGGCGGAGCCCCUGAACGGGCGGCGAGGAGCAGCGGCCGGUCCUGACCAUGGAGCAAGAUACAAAGGAGGAGGUCUCGGAGAAACCAAAGCCUGCUCCCAGUGCAGAGAAAUUUGGCUGGAUAAAGAAAAGCAGUGGAGGCCUCCUGGGACUGUGGAAGGAUCGCUACGUCCAGCUGCGGAAAACACAGCUCGUGGUUUACGAGGAUGAGGAUGAACAGAAAUGCAUAGAAACAGUGGAACUGGAGAGUUAUGACAAGUGCCAGGAACUACGUGCACUACUAAAAAAGAAAAACCGUUUCAUUUUAAUCCGCUCCCCGGGUAAGAAGGUUCAUGAUAUCAAAUUUCAAGCUGCAACUUUGGAAGAAAAGGAAUCGUGGAUAAAAGCCCUGAAUGAGGGCAUCAAUAGAGGCAAAAACAAAAUAUUUGAUGAGGUGAAAGUAGAUGAGAGCCUUUCCUUGGACCAUGUAACUCGGGACAGAGUGAAAGUGGCCCAUGGUCGCAGGCCACCCACAAGAAGCCACCUCAAGGAGGCUGCCAAGUCUACAUCAGAUGGUAUCCUGCGACUAGAUCUGGAUAUAGUAGACAAUGGACCACCAAACUUUGACUCCACUGUCAAUGAAAAUGACAAUCCGCCACCUCAGAAAGAAACUCCAAAGCCACCUAUGCCACCCACAAAACCUUCUGGCACAAAAGAAAACCAUGAUGCAGAGAACAGUGUUCCUGAUCAGGAACAUAAAAUGUCUCCUCCGUUGCCUCCAAACAAGAAGCUUAAGGAAGGCUUAGCAUCAAAGGACACUGCAAAUGCCAGGGAAGAGGAUUGUGUAAGCAGAGAGGAGAAUGUGGAAGAAUCCAGUGCACCAGAUGAGGAGAACAGAGAUCAGCUUGUUGAGAUCAGCAACAAGGGCACAGCAAAAGCUCCAAUUCCUCUUCCUAAGAGCAUGCCAGAAAAACUAAAAGUUGCUUGGGACCAACCAGUCCUUGAGCCUAAAAAUGCAAAAGACUUGGAAUUAUCAGAAGAUAGUGGCAAAGACAGCCUUGCUGCAAUUGCUACCUCAGAUGUUGCAAAGCCUCCUCUUCCUCCUCCUAAGGUUCUAUCAGAAAAAAUGAUAGCCACUAUGAACUCCAGCCACAGUGAUCUGGAAGCUGGCGGUUUGGAAGAACUGAGGUCUGGCAGUUCCAAGUCCCCGGUGAAUGGCAUUGAAGCUGGUGAAGCAGCAGAGUCAGCAUCCCAAGCAGCUGAAACUGAAGAAGGAAAUGGGAGAACCUCAACUGAGACGGAACAGCAAACUUCAGCAGAACAGAGAGAGAGUUCCCUAGCUACAGAGUCAGGCCAUGAAAGCGUAAAAGGAACUAUUGAGAAAAAAAUAUCUGUAGAAACCCCUUCAGCUCUGAAACUUCGCAGUUCUUCUCUGGGAGACUUGUUGUCUGAUUCCAAAAGUACACAGAGAGCACUUCCACACCGAGGUCUUACUGAGGAUUCCCAUUACUGCUUAGCUAAAAUGGAGGAGAAAGUUGCUAAUGAACGGGAGAAGGCAGAAAAACUUCUGCAGAAGGUUUUACGGGAAGGGUUGGAGCAGGCCCAGGAGGGCAAUGGACCCCCGGUGGUGGCAGAGACAUUACUCAAUGAGGCUGUAGAACAACUUCGGCAAGCUACACAAGUCUUGCAAGAAAUUAAAAGCCUUGGAGAACUGAAAAAAGAAGCAACACAGAAACAGAAAGAAAAGCAAAAAGAUCUAGUGACUCUUUAUAGGAGAAGUGCUCCCUGACACACUCUUCAAAGAGACUUCUUUUUCAGAAUUCAAAGCUAAACUUUUGCCAUUUAUGAUUUGUACUAUUGCUAGGCCAGUGCUCAAAAGGUGGUGUUUUGCUGUGCAUGCACCAUGUUUAUGGAACAGAAUUGAGCUUUCAGUUAUAGCCUCUCUCUCUUUCUUCACGCUGUACAUACAUACCAGUCCAGCUCAGAUCCUUUUAGCACAGCAGAAAGUUACAAGACACUGAACAGUUUGAAAAUGUGAACAGUCUUUAUGGACUUGAUCCAAAGUCCUUUCGAAUGAAUGGAUCAGGCCUUAACAAUUUCUGAUAGUCAAACCAAGUUCAAUUUUUGAAAGAAGCAGAAUGGUUAUUCUAGCAAAUGCCCCUGUCUAUCUGUAUUUACAAGCAGAUACCAGAUUACACUGGCACAUAUCUAGUCUUCCCAUUUAAUUCAUUUAAAGAUAAAUGUAGUCAGAGAAAACUUUACUUUGUUUAUACAUUUGUUGGCAAGACUUCCUGGAGCACCUGGCUUGGUGACAUCUAGGAAUGUAAGGAUAAAUGGCUUCAACUUCUCUGAAGAUGCUCAUAAAACGACAUUCACAUUUAAAAAGUGACCUUACACAGAGGUGAGCAAAACUGGCCAGCUCCUGCCUACAAGAAGUGUCCUCAGAUCUAGCACAUCUGUACGAAGGCACUCUUCUGAGUCCAGCUGGGCAGAGCUGUAGGUGUGCUAAGCACUGUGUAAGUGAAUGCAAGUCUCAAUGCAUCACUGCCAGGCAAAUAUUAAUUGUUUCUGUUCCAUUAAUAUAGAAACUGAGGCAACGAUGCAAAGCAGGUUACCCUUGGCUUUUGAAGAAAUGUGUUGUAGCAUCACAACAUGUUUCUUUGUAAGGACCAUAUGCAUCCUAUAACUCUGAAUGCCAUUAGGGUUGGGAACAAUUAGCCAGAUGUUUGGAGAGCUUGUGCCCAGAAGAUGGCCUGGGGCAGCCUGUCCGUAAGAAGCUCAUAUUCUAAGGACAUGCGUUCCCUUAGCCAUUGGCUCUCUGCUGUGGGAUGUUAACUGACAGGAACAUGCACAUCAGGCAGCCAGUCUGGAUGGGAUCCCCCUUCCUAUUUAACAUGUUUCUACCUGCUGUGUUCUGGCCAGCCUGAGAGCCACAGUUUGGCACAAAUGUCUGGAAUAAUUGGAGUAUGGAGGGAAAGGCAUUUUGUGUGCGCAACUUUGGGGCUGGUCCCUGUGGCUUAAGUAUAUUAAAAUAAAAAUACAUUGCUGCAGAAGGGUCUGAAGAAGGCAUUGCAAAAGGCUCUGGCACAAUUCCCACAGCUUCCCGACCCACCUGCUGAAAGCAGCCCCAGUUCCCAGGGUCUCUAGUGAUUAACAUUGUGAUAAAAUCACGUCUGUGCUGCUACUGCAUAGCACUGUACCUGAGCUGGGUCCCCUCACCUAUUCUCUACAGUAUUUGCUCUCAGGGGAAUCAUAUGACACCAUGAAGGGCUUCUCCUUUGCUUAAGGCAGGCUCUGGAAGCACAGAAAAUGACAAUCUUCCCUGACUGGUUUUAAGGAGUGACAUGCUACUUUAGCUCUUUUCUCUCAUUUGUCAGCACUGCACUCCACUCCCCCAUUUCCACUUCUUCCAUUUUCUUUGUAUAAUUUCCCAGGUUCCGCAAAGCUGCAGUGGGCUGCAAACUCUUCCCUUUGCAGCAGCUCAGUAAAGCUUUGUAUUCAUCUCUUCUUAGCCUUGCCAAUGGGCUCAUGUGUCUCAGCAUAGAAAUAUCACCUUUGGUCUUCCAAAUGUCCCGUUUUUCGUUACCCAGAGCCUCUUUUGAUUAAAGCAGCCAUGGUGGUCUAUCCCCCUCUCUUGAGCUGUAGACAGUGCAUGGAAAAUCACUUGUCAUUCUCUCACAUGAGAGGUUCUACAUGGUCAAACACUCAGGGCUCAGGUGCCACAAAAGCUUUGCUGUGAGACAAAAAAAUUCCUAUGUCCUAAGCCCACUGCCAGGCACGCAGCCCGGAAUAAACUCUGGGUCUGUGUAAUUUGCUGCUGUAGACUGAAUGUGAACUGUGGGUUUUGCUUUCAAAUAUUCUUAGGACAAGGGCUAAUAAUACAGAAAAUAUUCAGUGCCUAUCUGCUAUCUAAAUGUAUUUUUCUGCAUGUGCACUUUUGUUUACCGAACACUGUGUGGUAUGAAUGUGAGCUGUCAGAACCCUGUGCGCACUGGAAGUCGAGGGACAUCAGCUUCAGAGAGCAGGCAGGCAUUUGAGGGAUGCAGUUUUGUAAUAAGUGAUAAAGUAGAUGCGGAAAAGAAGUUCACACUACCAAGAAGACACACAAACCACAGCAAUCUCUUGGUACAGGUUCAGAUCCCAAGGUUGAAACCAGUCGUAAACUCCAGGAUGGGCAAAUCAAAGCCUGGAACUGAAAGCCCAUGAGAAUGGAAAUUGCUUUCCAUUCCAACAGCUCCACCCCCCCAAUAUAUAUACAAAUGCUUUUGCUCUCACAGGUGUUUCUUGUGGCAGUGUGUUCUGUGGAUACCCAUCUGGCAAAGUACUGAUGAAGAUACUGAGACAUCCUUAACUGUUACAGCCAAACCUACAGGAUGUGCUUAUAUUUACUGUAUAUUUUUAUAUAAUACUGAAUAUUCUAAUGAAUAAAUGUCUGACAUUUUACUGAAUACCAA
Messenger RNA from Phasianus colchicus (ring-necked pheasant), 12022 nucleotides. RefSeq names its product pleckstrin homology domain containing O2 (gene PLEKHO2). Lineage: Eukaryota; Metazoa; Chordata; Aves; Galliformes; Phasianidae. Gene Ontology annotation, biological process: macrophage apoptotic process. The record is from RefSeq and is a predicted model, not a curated record.